UCUCAUCAGUAGCCUAACACUUUGAUUCAGAUUUGAAGUACAUAGGUUAUUCUAUCUCCAUCGUUGAUUAUGGCAUGGCCGUGCAUCACACGGGCUUGCUGCAUUAACCGCUUCUGGAGUGAAUUAGACAAAGCGGACAUCGCCGUGCCUCUGGUUUUCACGAAAUAUUCGGAUGUGGCCGAGGUGCAACACCUCCAUCCUCAGCCUCCAUCUAGACAGAAGAGGACCGGACCUAUCACCAUAGAAACCCAACCUUCUCACAGUGAACCGGCGGCGGUGGCGGCCAAGGCACCGCCCGCGACUGGUGCCGCAUCAGGAAAACAUGGCUGUAAUGCGUCUGUGAUGCGCCAGGAUUUCAGGGAAUGGAAAGAUAUACGCCCGGAGCCCAGCUACAAACCCAAGAAUGAAUAUCACCCCUCGGCGACUCCUUUCAACAACGUAACCCAGUAUCAGAAGGAUUAUAAACCAUGGCCUGUCCCGAAAAAGGGAGACCACCCCUGGAUCCCCAAACCCAGCCCCACUGCCUCCUCCGGUGCCCAAGAAGGAGGCGUUGGGACCAAAUUGGAGCAUGCAGCCACAGAGCCCGAGAGCGGUGUGGAGAAGAGUGAAAUUGAAGAAAAGGUGCAAGAGAAAGAAUCCAUAGAGAGGAAAAAGAAACCAUUGAAGGAGAAGAGUGUAGAGAAGAAAGUGAGUGCCAAAACGGAGGGACAGCCACCAGCAGGUGGCACUGUGGAGGGGAAAGGAAGGGCAGCAGCAGACGCGCUGAACAGACAGAUAAAACAGGUCGUCUCAACUGGCACUGGCAGCUCUUAUAGGAAUGAGUUCAAGGCAUACAAAGAUGUGAAGCCAGUGAAGUUAACCAAGCCCCAGUCUCAGUACAAACCUCCUCUGGAUGAGAAGGACAAGACCAGCCUGGAGACCAGUUACAGCGCCACCUACAAGGGGGAGCAGACCAAGGUGCAGCCCACUGACAACAAGCUGCUGGAGCGCAGGAGGAUACGCAGCCUGUACAACGAGCCGGGCGGCAAGGAGACCACCAAGGUGGACAAGACAAAAACCAAACCAAAAAAGACACCAACAACAACGAGCAAAAUGGUGAAAAAGGUGAAAGAGAAGACCAUCGCUGGUGCACUGUCAACCAAGAAGAAAACCUCCACGAGCACCAAACCAGACGAGUCCAAGCCAGGAGGAGUUAUCUCAAAGAAGAGCAAAGAGAUAAGCAAUAGACUGGCUGAGGCAAAAAAGUAAAAACAAAACAUCUCUGCACUACUUAAUUUGGGGAAUUAAAGGCUGCCUAAAGAAUUAGAGAACUCUCAUCCAUUUGGUCUAUCUCUUUCUCUUUGUCUUUUCCUUCAUGUUCCUCAUCUCUGUGUAUACUCACUAGAUGUGGAGCUUUUAAGUUGACAGUAUGACAUCUUCACCAUGCCCUCCUUUAACUAUAAUGCUUUGUGUGUGUGUGUGUGCGUGUGUGUGCGUGUGUGUGUGUGUGUGUGUGUGUGUGUGUGUGUGUGUGUGUGUGUGUGUGUGUGUGUGUGUGUGUGUGUGUGUGUGUGCGCGUGUGUGUGUGUGUGUGUGUGCGUGUGUGCGCGUGUGUUUGUGUGCACGUGUGUGCGCGUGUGUGUGUGUUUGCAUGCGCGUGUGUGCGCGUGUGUGUGUGUUUGCGUGCGCGUGUGUGUGUGCUCUUCCUCACUCUGUUUAAACGUCAGCACCUUUUUUGCACAUGAUUUUGUUGCAUUUGUCAAACCUUUGUAGAAAGAAUGAUUAACCAUUCUAAAACAGAGAGACAUUGAUACACAGUGUGUGGCUCUUAAACGGCUGUUGAAGGCAGUGAGAGGUUUAGCGUUUUUUUCUGACUACCUAUCAUCAUAGUGAUGAUGGAUUCUCUAUGGUUCUUCUUUUCCAUCUCUUAGACGGCAUUGACUAUGUGGUCUCUGCAGAUAUAAAAUCUUAACUACUGUAGCGUUUCCUGGUUACAGUGACUGCGCUCUUUCGACCAAGAUUUAAUAUAAUUUAAUAUUUCAUCAUAUUCGGGAGGAUAUCUGGUUUCAUAAAUUUGGUUGCUAAGAAACCAAUUGAACUGUAAUUGCUACAGCUUGCAUGCAAGGCCCUAUUUGUGGUCACAAUCUAGCUUGUAAUUGAAAUCAUUAAUGAGAAAUCAAAUGGAGGCAAACCAUUUCCAGAAUAACUGCAUGUGUAGUCAUAGUCUGAUCUCAUACCAUAACUGUCUACACAAACAAACAAGAAAACUGUCACUGACUUACAGUACAAAAGAUAGCACUUAGUACUCUAGUGCCUAUUGAAACUGUUAUGUCAACCCACCAGCUUUGUAGUUCUGCCUUCACACACAUGGUUCUACUGCCUUCUUCAAUGUGAGAACCACUCUGUCCACUUUCCAGUUAUUUGAUACAGUAUGAAAACUGAUGUAUUUCUGAUAAUAUACCCCUAUUUAAUGAUUUGUCGUUAUUGUAGCCAUUAUAAAGCUGUGAUGCUAUUGGUGUGCAAAACCAUGUAUAAUGUAAAAAAUGAGCAUAUGUAUGAUAUAGGACAUAGGAAAACCUACUGUAUUUACUCAAUCACCUCCACUUUCUUCAAUGGGCUCAGUAGUUAGGUGUAGAAAGAUAAGGAGGGGGCCAGGAUAAGAAGAUCAAAACCACUUUUUGGAACAUGCAGCUGUCUGUCUGGAACCAUUGAUAUCACAUCUAUUCACAGUGAGUGCUACUCUGAAAUCAUCUCACCCUGUCUUUCUUAUGUCUGUGCACCUGCAGUCCGCCAGUGUGUUACAGUAUGUGGCAGUCCUCUCAUAUGCUGCUGUGUGUCUGCUACUGUCUAUUGUACCCCCAGACCACCCUGCUCUCUAGUGCCUGUCAGGGUUCAGUGUGUUAGACCUCCGCAACUCGCCGGCUCCUUGCGCCUGCCCCCCCAGUACAGUAACUAACGUGCUGAGCACACCACACCUCGGUGCUAUUACUCUCUCAUCUAUAUGCUGUCAGUUUGAUGCGAAUGUACUCAAACCGUGUGAAAUGAAGACAAUAUGAUGUCAUUUACUGCAGACGUGUUGUGAUUGUGUGCUUGUAUUCUCAGCUUGCUCUGAAUGAACUAAUUAAAAAUGUUGAAGCAGAA
Molecule: messenger RNA, 3120 nt
Organism: Oncorhynchus mykiss (rainbow trout)
Lineage: Eukaryota; Metazoa; Chordata; Actinopteri; Salmoniformes; Salmonidae
Product: microtubule-associated protein 6 homolog
Biological process (GO): microtubule cytoskeleton organization; cytoskeleton-dependent intracellular transport; regulation of microtubule cytoskeleton organization
Cellular component (GO): cis-Golgi network; Golgi-associated vesicle; microtubule
Molecular function (GO): calmodulin binding; microtubule binding
Source: RefSeq, a predicted model, not a curated record